AUGAGGUUACGCCCUGGAUAUCGCCACAAAAGCGAUAUGAACUCACUUAUGAUGCGUGAAACCGAAGCAAAUCCUAAAGACGGGAUACGCCUUUUGGAAGUGGGUGACGACCCUAGUGGAAGAGGGUUUCGGAUGAUUAUCAUCACCCCUACCCAGGUGGAAUGGUUGAGAAUGUACUCCGGUCGAGGUAUAGCAGUUGAUGAUACUCACAAUGUCACAAAGUAUAACCUGAAAUUCGCUACAGUGUCUGUGGCAGACCAGAGGGAUCGUGGUCUACCUGCAGCUUUUUUGUUGAGUGGCACCAUGGCAGCAUAUGAUGUUCACAUGCUUUUCGCGGAGAUACAGAAGCUUGUACCAGAUUUCAAUCCACAUCAAAUUGUGACGGAUGAAGCCCCAUGCUUUUAUAACGGAUGCCGCGAAACAUUUCCAACAUCUCAAGCAAAACUUCACUACUGCAGGUGGCACCUUGAUCAGACUUUCAGAAAAGCCACAAUACGGCUUGUGGAGGUAUCUACACCCUUUUUUGCAGUGUGUCAUAGAUGCUACAGUAAAUUUCUAGGCACGCUUGAGGGGUUCAUCAACAAGGAUCUAAGUAGACUUCUUUUGAUUGCCGAUCUUGAGACGUUCGAGCGGAAAUUUGCGGAGAUUCUUGCUUUUCUGGAUGUGGAGGGACAAACCGCCAUGGCGACUUAUCUCAGGGAGAAUUAUCUAGGUGACAUUGUAGCCAAUAUUAUCUUAUUCAAACUUGAGGCUGUAGGAAGGACCGCAACUUGGGCUUCGUUCGCCAACCAACAUGUUGUGAUGGACACUAAAAUGAUCAGUGAGCGGUGGCACCUCAGGCUAAAGAAGGACUUCCUCCACAGAAAUUCCAAUAUAAGGGCCGAUUUCCUGGUGGAUUUACUAAUUAAAGCAGUCGAAGAUUUAGCGGACACAAACGAAAUAAGGGAUCGACGACGUGCCGCAACAUCGUCAUAUCGUGUACAAGAAACUACCAAAUGUCAUCGUAAGGCCAUGCUGUAUUAUGAGAGAAGACCUCAACGGAUUCGCAGGAUCGGAGAAAUGGAGUGGCAAGUCGAGGGUAAACAACCCACGGACCUAUAUACCGUUACGCAAGGCGAAUGUCGUUGCGAUAUCUCAAUGGGCCACAAUGUCCACUGCCCACUAUGCAACAUCUGUCCCUAUUCUUGGAACUGCUUAUGCCUGGACAACAGAUCUGGAAUCAGCUGUCUCCACAGACACGCGGUGAAGCUCUACGGUGGUGAGAUUGCAACCCGAAUCAGCUCUGCCGAGCCUGUUGCCGGAGAAGGAGUUGAAGGGAGACGCCUUGAAGUCGAGGAAGCCUUACCUCCCACACUGGAACCAUCCACCUCGCGCGUGACGACAGCUCAGGAAAGAAAACAGGAGAGAAGUCAGAUGAGGAAUGAUAUUGAAAGUAGGUAUGCUGUAGUCUACUCUCAUGUCAAUGUGCUCGUGAACACGGACACAGCAGAGUCCCUCGAUUCGCUCAAAGAGAUCUAUGAGCUGAUAGACCAAGCUUCGAGGAUAAGGGUGCGAGGAUCAGUGUCAGAGCCGAAUCUCGCAGUGAGGCCCGAACUAACCAAGCUAGGUGGAAAACCGUUGCUCACUAAAGCAGAACUAUUCACGGCAAGGCAAGUUCAAGUAGAUAGUCAUCUUCGUACCUCUAGUCAAUAA
Messenger RNA from Cylicocyclus nassatus, 1692 nucleotides. The record is from the annotation of a GenBank genome assembly. NCBI's taxonomy places the organism in Eukaryota, Metazoa, Nematoda, Chromadorea, Rhabditida, Strongylidae.